Messenger RNA from Williopsis jadinii, 618 nucleotides. RefSeq names its product Rab family GTPase YPT7 (gene YPT7). Lineage: Eukaryota; Fungi; Ascomycota; Saccharomycetes; Phaffomycetales; Wickerhamomycetaceae. Gene Ontology annotation, biological process: regulation of vacuole fusion, non-autophagic. Gene Ontology annotation, molecular function: GTPase activity; GTP binding. The transcript has a single exon. The record is from RefSeq and is a predicted model, not a curated record. Gene Ontology annotation, cellular component: fungal-type vacuole membrane; phagocytic vesicle; vacuole. The coding region runs from base 1 to 618 and encodes 205 amino acids.
AUGUCGUCUAGAAAGAAGACUCUUUUGAAAGUUAUCAUCCUCGGAGACUCUGGUGUUGGCAAGACGUCUCUGAUGCAACAGUUUGUCAAUGGUAAGUUCUCUCAACAGUACAAGGCCACAAUUGGUGCCGAUUUCCUGAUGAAGGAGCUCGUGUUGGAUGAUAAGACUGUGACGAUGCAAUUGUGGGAUACUGCGGGACAGGAAAGGUUCCAGUCCCUCGGUGUUGCGUUCUACAGAGGCGCUGAUUGUUGCGUAUUGGUUUACGACGUUACCAAUCCAAAGUCCUUUGAAAACGUCUCGCUUUGGAGAGAUGAGUUUUUGGUACAAGCCAACGUCAAGAACCCUGAGAACUUCCCAUUUGUUGUUAUUGGCAACAAGAUUGACGUUGAUGAGUCCAAGAAGCUUGUGAGUCUCAAGAAGGCACAGCAGUUCUGCGCCAACCUGGGCAACUUACCGCUAUUCCAAACCAGUGCCAAAGAAGCUGUCAAUAUCGACCAGGCUUUCGAUGUGAUUGCCCGCAACGCUUUACAACAGGAGGAGAACGACGAGUUCCAAGACGAAUUCAACGACGCUAUAAACAUCAACCUCGAGAGUGAAAACCAAGGAUGUGCAUGCUAG